AAAAGGAAGAGAGGGUUGGGCUGAGAGGUGCCACAGGCACACUACUGUGCACACGCAUUGAGGGCUCGCCGAGUGUUUUUGGGUUUAUAAUUUUUAUGUUGUUGUUGCUGCUGCUUCACUUUUGCUAGCUUUUGUUCACUUUAUAUCUGUCCUUUUACUUUGUUCUAAGUUCCUUCUUCCUUCCUUCCUUCGACUUCUUCUUCUUGAUCAUCCAUCUUCUUUUCCUCUCUUCUUGCUUUAUCUUUUAUCUCUGUAGUCUUAGUUCUGGUUUCGAUAAUGGCAGACAUUAUUAGUCACCCUCCCAUGGAUCAACUUCAGGACCUUGAAUACUGCAUAGACUCUAACCCUCCUUGGGCUGAAACCAUCAUAUUAGCAUUUCAAAACUACAUUGUAAUGCUGGGCACAAGCGUAAUGAUCCCUUCUGUACUCGUUCCGGCAAUGGGCGGCACUGAUGGUGACAAAGCUCGGGUUAUACAGACUCUGCUCUUUGUAGCUGGCAUUAACACACUUCUUCAAGCACUUUUCGGUACGAGGUUACCGGCAGUAGUGGGAGGGUCAUAUGCUUAUGUGGUUCCGAUUGCUUACAUUAUAAGAGACACCUCUUUGCAACGUAUUACAGAUGGUCAUGAAAGAUUUAUUCAAACGAUGCGAGCCAUCCAAGGAGCUUUAAUUGUAGCCUCUAGCAUACAAAUCAUCCUGGGUUAUAGCCAAGUUUGGGGUUUGUUUUCAAGGUUCUUCAGUCCUCUUGGCAUGGCACCUGCGGUUGGAUUGGUUGGUUUAGGAUUGUUUCAAAGAGGAUUUCCUGCUCUGGGUAAUUGUGUGGAAAUUGGGAUCCCAAUGCUGUUGUUAGUUAUUGGAUUGUCACAAUAUCUGAAGCACGUAAGACUAUCAAGAAACUUCCCAAUAUUUGAACGAUUUCCAGUGUUGAUUUGCAUUGCAUUUGUCUGGAUAUAUGCUAUCAUUUUAACUGCCAGUGGAGCUUACCGGGAGAAGCGAUUAAUAACUCAAAAUAGUUGCCGUACAGACAGGGAAAAUCUUAUAUCUACUGCCCCAUGGUUCAAGUUCCCGUACCCUCUGCAGUGGGGCCCACCAACAUUUUCAGCAGGUCACUCAUUUGCCAUGAUGUCUGCAGUUCUUGUGUCUAUGGUCGAGUCAACAGGUGCAUACAAGGCAGCAUCUCGUUUGGCUAUUGCUACUCCACCUCCUGCAUAUGUAUUGAGUAGAGGAAUUGGCUGGCAAGGCAUUGGCAUAUUGCUUGACGGCCUGUUUGGAACAGGCACUGGCUCCACUGUUUCUGUAGAAAAUGUGGGACUCCUUGGACUAACUCGAGUUGGAAGUCGCAGAGUAGUUCAAAUAUCUGCUGGCUUCAUGAUAUUCUUCUCUAUCUUAGGGAAAUUCGGAGCUGUGUUUGCAUCCAUACCCUUCCCAAUAUUUGCAGCGUUGUACUGCGUUCUCUUUGGCCUUGUUGCUUCAGUGGGACUGUCAUUUCUUCAGUUCACAAACAUGAAUUCCAUGAGAAACCUCAUUAUUACCGGGCUGUCACUCUUCCUUGGGAUUUCUAUCCCCCAGUUCUUCAAUGAAUAUUGGAAUCCCACACACAACGGCCUCGUCCAUACUCAUGCUGGAUGGUUUAAUGCUUUUUUGAAUGCCAUAUUCUCAUCUCCAGCGACAGUGGGGUUGAUUGUGGCGGUGCUUCUCGACAACACAUUAGAGGUGGAGAGGUCAAAGAAAGACAGAGGAAUGCAAUGGUGGGUAAAGUUCAGAACAUUCAGGGGAGAUAACAGAAAUGAGGAGUUCUACACUCUGCCAUUCAAUCUCAACAGGUUCUUUCCACCUACUUAAGGACAGUCAUCAGAGUAACCCGAGCCAAUGAUCCUCUUGUCCAAUUCAAUUAACAUUAUCAAGCUCCAUUUUCUCUUAGAGAUGUACAUCCGAGAUCAUUUGACAAGUGUCUUAGCAGGAUACAUUCUUUUGUGGACCGCAAGGUCCAGGUUGUAGGCAUUUGAUAUCUUGAGAAGGAAUAAGAACGGAAAUUAGUUCUCAGCCUCGCUCAAUCUUUUAGAUGUUGCAGGAAAAUAAAUUGCAACUCCAAUGUGAGGCAAAUUUGCUUCAGCUCCCAUCGGGAAGUUUCCUUUCAAGACCUUGGCAACGCCAUUUUCGUCCAAGUCCGUCAUGUCAAGUAAAUCAAAUUUCAUGUAGCAUUAUCAUUCCCCGUUUA
Molecule: messenger RNA, 2218 nt
Organism: Populus nigra (black poplar)
Lineage: Eukaryota; Viridiplantae; Streptophyta; Magnoliopsida; Malpighiales; Salicaceae
Product: nucleobase-ascorbate transporter 1
Exons: 14
Coding region: 277-1842 (521 amino acids)
Biological process (GO): transmembrane transport
Cellular component (GO): membrane
Molecular function (GO): transmembrane transporter activity
Source: RefSeq, a predicted model, not a curated record